Molecule: messenger RNA, 3309 nt
Organism: Aureococcus anophagefferens
Lineage: Eukaryota; Pelagophyceae; Pelagomonadales; Pelagomonadaceae
Exons: 4
Coding region: 1-3309 (1102 amino acids)
Source: RefSeq, a predicted model, not a curated record
AUGGGCGAGGCGCCGGCGCCGGCGCCGCCGGCGUCGACGCCGCUCGCGGCGCGGGAGAAGCCGUCGCUGCGACGAUGGCUGGCGACGCACAAGCUCCAGGCCUGCGCCCUCUGCUUCAUGGUCAUGUCCAUCGCGCUCUACUUCCUCGUCCAGGCCUUUGCGGCCGGCGGCGCGCUCGGCGCCGCGCUCGCCGUGGGCUUCUUCUGCCUCUUCUGCUACUGCUGCGACCAGGGCUACCGCAUCUACGCGUCGGAGGGCUUCUGGCGCACCUACGCCUUCUACAAGGCGCUGGGCCCCCUCGUCGCCGAGUGGAAGCUCCUCGAGAAGCGCGCGAAGCUCGAGAAGUGGAGCGACGACCGCGCGCGCAAGGCCUACGACGCCUUCCACGUCAAGGCGGCGCCCAAGAUCUACGACGCGUGCAUCUCGCUCGGCGGCAUCUUCAUCAAGAUGGGCCAGAUCGCCGGGUCCACCUUCUCCUUUUUGCUCGCGCAGCCCUACGUCGUCGCCUUGGAGCCGCUCCAGGACGCGACGCCGCCGCGGAGCUACGAGGCCGUCGCGGCGAUCAUCCUCGACGACACGGGCAAGACCGUCGACGACCUCUUCGAGGACUUCGCGCGGGAGCCCGUGGGGUCCGCGUCCAUCGCGCAGGCGCACAAGGCGACGCUCAGCGAGGCGUUCGCGACGAGCGUCGCGGGCGAGUGCCCCUGGCUCGCCGCCGGCGCGGACCGCACGGUCGUCGUGAAGAUCCAGUACCCGGAGAUCGCGCGGCUCUACCGCGUCGACUUCGAGAACAUCGUCUACAUCGCGGAGCUCGUCGCGAAGCAGGACGCGCUCGACGCGAUCUACGAUUUGCAGGAGCGCCACCUCGAGGAGCUCGACUUCACGCGCGAGGCCUGGAAUUUGAAGACCGUGGGCGCGAACAUGGCGAAGGCGGGCUUCGCGCCAUCGCGCGUCGUCGUGCCGCAGCCCGUGCCGGGCCUCGUGUCGCCGUGCGUGCUCGCGAUGCAGUACCUCGAGGGGCCCUCGCUGAAGAACGUCAUCAAUGAGCACCUCGAGGAGCGGGCCAAGUUCUACGGCUUCGACGACGUGUUAAAGAUGAAGAUGUUCGUCCAGAAGCAGGCGAAGCAGGACCGCGACGACGCGCUCUACCGCCGCGAGCACGGCGGCGAGGAGCCGCCGGAGGAGGUGGAGCUCGGGCUCGAGGAGGACACGCUCGGCGACGUGGAGACGGGCGGCGGGCCGAACCUGGAGAAGCUCCGGGUGAACCUGUACCGCGAGCGCGCGCCGCGGCUCACGAACGCCGUCGCGCGCGUCGGCGUCGCCAUGGGCCGCCUCGACCGGGACACGUGGCUCCCCGACGCGGGCGCCGCGGACAAGGCGGCGCCCCUCGUGCCGCCGGACGUGCGCCUCGAGGAGCUCGUCGACACGCUCGUCGAGGUCCACGGCCACCAGCUGCUGAGCGACGGCCUCGUGAACCUCGACCCGCACCCGGGCAACGUGCUCGUGCUCGACGGCGGCCGCCUCGGCCUCAUCGACUACGGCCAGGUCCGCGCCUUCGAGCCGGAGGAGCGCCGGUCCAUCGCGACGAUCGUCCACGCGCUCUACCGCGGCGACAAGGCCGCGGUCUUCGCCGCGCUCGAGGCCAUGCCGCCCGCGGGCUUCCAGUGCCAGCACCAGAAGCACUUCCCCGAGAACGUGUUCCGCAACGCGACGCAGUCCUUCGACCAGUUCGUGAACCUGCCCAUCUCCCACGACGAGGCCGCCCUCGCGGGCUGGCACCGGCCGAAGGACUUCAAACUCCACGAGAUGCCCGAGGCCGCGUUCCUCCGGACGCCGGAGCUGUCCGUGCCGCCCUGCAUGAGCAGCGCGCGGCGCGUCACGGGCAUCCUGUGCGGCGUCGGCCUGCUGACCAUGCGCGUCAUCUCCCUCGCGAAGCAGUGGCAGGGCAUCGCCGCGCGCGUCCUCGCGGACGAGUUCGGCGCGGCGCCGCCGCGGAAGCCGCCGCCCGGCGAGGAGACGAAGGACACGCCGGGCGACAGCCAGGCGAAGCGGCCGGGCUGGGGCGUCGCCGGCGGCGGCUUCUUCUCCGGCUCGAAGGCCUGGACGGCGUUCGGGUCCCGGGCCUGGAGCGGCGUCCGCGCGGCCCGCGGCGCCUUCUUCGUCGCGGGCUGCUCCUUCGCCGUGAAGAAGGGCUACCUGGGCCUGCUGGCGAUCCACGACGCGGCGCGGCGCCAGGGGGCGCGGGCGCUGCACGAGGAGCGCGCGCGCGCCCGGGCCGCGAAGCGCGUGCGCGCGCGCGAGGUCACGGAGCACCAGUACAUCCUCACCUACUACCACGGGCAGCGGCCGUCGCCCGACGACGACCGCGCGUCGGAGGCCGCGACGGAGCGCUGGUACCACGACCGCGCCGGCGCCGCGCCCGCGGCGGCGCCGCGGCGCAGCGACCGCAAGCCCUUCCGCUGCUCCAACGCCAAGGGCCCGAGCCGCGACGAGAUGCGGCGCCGCGACGCGCGCGACCUCGCCGACUACGCGCGCCAAUGCGACGCGGCGGCCGCGGCCGCGGCCGCGGGCGACGGCGGCGCGCCCGCGGCGCCGGCGCCGGAGGCGAGGCGGCGCUGGGUGCCGCCCGUGCCCGUCGUGCGCCCCCGCGGCGACGCCCUCUUCGCCGCGGAGGCGCGCGACCGGACCGUCGCGGAGCGCGCGGCCGACGCGCGGCUCCGCGCGCGCGCGGUCGCGCGCGGCGCCGCGCCCUCGACCUUCGCCGUCGGCGCGUCGCCGGCGCCGCGGCCCCCGGGCGCGCCGCGCGCGCCGAAGCGGGCCCUCUCCGCGCGCGGGGCCGCGGCGGCCGCCAAGUCCGCCUGGCUCGUCCAGCCGCCCAAGGUCGUCCAGCCCUUCGACAUGAAGGCCGACGACUGCAAGCAGGAGCACCUCUGGGACGAGAAGCUGCGCCGCGGCGAGGAGCGGCGGCGCCUCGACGUCUCCGGGCCCGAGGCCUGGGCCAACGGCGCGACGCCGCCGAUCCCCUGCGCGCCCAAGGCGCGGGAGAAGCGCGUCGACUUCGCGCCGCCCGCGCGCCUCAGCUCGACGCGGCCGAACACGCCCGUCGCGGCCGGCGCGCCGCGCGACGCGGGCCGGCCGCGGCCGCAGACCGCGCCGUCGCCGACGCGCGGCGGCGCCAAGGCCGCCGCGCGGCCCCCGGCCUUCGACCUCGACGGGCCCGCCUUCGUCAGCCCCGUGCGCAAGCCCGUCGGCAAGGCCCGGCGCGGCGUCUUCCGGUCCCGGUCCGCGCCGCCGCGGCGCCGCGACUAA